Molecule: messenger RNA, 1291 nt
Organism: Cryptomeria japonica (Japanese cedar)
Lineage: Eukaryota; Viridiplantae; Streptophyta; Pinopsida; Cupressales; Cupressaceae
Product: immune-associated nucleotide-binding protein 9
Exons: 6
Coding region: 174-1028 (284 amino acids)
Molecular function (GO): GTP binding
Source: RefSeq, a predicted model, not a curated record
UUACGUCAUCUCUAGUAUUGCAAAUUUAUUCCUUGGACUCUAACAUGCCUUAUUUCCUACGCAACCAUUGCUUCUCCUCUUUAAAUUCACUACAACCAGAAGAAAUUUUCUGCUCUGGUCUUCUCUAGGAUUAGCUGGAAAUUGUUGAACUGUUAAGUUUGGUGAAAUUAAUAAUGGAUCCCACAACUCUGGUUUUAAUUGGGCGCACCGGAAACGGGAAGAGUACAACAGCAAAUUCGAUCCUUGGACGCAAUGAGUUUACGGCUGAAAGCAGUAGUACAUGUUGCCAGUUAGGGCAAUGCGAGUGGAAGGACGGCCGAACUAUAAAUGUUGUAGACACUCCUGGUCUCUUUGAUAGAAACGCGAGUAAAUUUACUGACAGAGAAAUUGUGAAGUGUAUUCAACUUGCAAGGGAUGGUGUGCACGCAUUCAUUCUGGUGCUCUCAAUUAAAAAUCGAUUCACAGAAGAGGAAGCUGAUAUUUUAGAUAUCUUACAAAUGUUGUUUGGACCAAAAAGCAUUAACUACAUGAUCAUUGUCUUUACUGGUGCCGAUGACCUCGAAAUAAACAGCAGUUAUACAUUUGAGGACUAUGUGAAUGCCUCCACACUAGAUCUCAAGGGACUUAUACGUCGUUGCAAUUCAAGAGUUGUCCUUUUCGAUAAUACAACUGUAUUGACAGCAAAGAUGGAUCAUCAAAUAACUAAAUUAAUGGAGAUGGUAGACCGCAACUUUGCUGAAAAUGGAAAUCGUCCUUAUACAAAUGCAUUGUUCGAAAAUGCUAAGAGUAUGACAAUGCAAUUGUACUACAAUCGAGACAAGGAUAAGGCUUAUGAGGAUCAAAUCAAACAACAAGAAAGGUUUUAUGAAGAACAGAUCAGACUUUUAAAACAGACGAUGGCACAGAACAUGAGCUCUAUGCAAGAGAAGAUGGAUACAGCGGACCGGAAUUCGAGGCAGACAAUACAAUAUAUGCAAGACCAAAUUAAUUCUCUGCAUAGAAGUAGAUAUGGAUACUAUCGUUAUUAGAUUGAUGCUCAGUAUCAUGAUUAAAACCAACAUAAUAUGUGUUCUUAAGAACAAUAUUGUCUUUACGAAGAUAGAAUAUGUGAUUAUGCUAAAUUUCUGAAUUAUAUGAUCCGAAUUUGAAAUUCCUCUACGUAGCCUACGUAUCAGGGAAUAAACAUCUAUAUUAUGUGCUAGGAACACUCCAGUUAUGAACAUAAAAGGAAAUGCUUCAUUUGAUAAUUAUUAUCCAUGCCAUUAUAUGAGCUAUGGGUUAUUUGACUGAA